Aspergillus tubingensis is the source of this 765-nucleotide messenger RNA. It is a transcript of the gene yth1, whose product is annotated as cleavage polyadenylation factor RNA-binding subunit YTH1. The coding region runs from base 1 to 765 and encodes 254 amino acids. Gene Ontology annotation, molecular function: metal ion binding; RNA binding. NCBI's taxonomy places the organism in Eukaryota, Fungi, Ascomycota, Eurotiomycetes, Eurotiales, Aspergillaceae. The record is from RefSeq and is a predicted model, not a curated record. The transcript has a single exon.
AUGACGGCAGACGUGAGCCAUGCAGCAUCACGCGUGCUCACCUCCAACAGCCCCCGCGACCCGAGCUUUGAUGAAUUCUCCUUCGUCCCCUUCCUCCGCCAAAGCUACGGCUUCGGCCUCGCCAGUGAUGUACCCGUCUGCAAAGCCUACAGCGAAGGUCACUGCCCUCUGGGACCAGCCUGUCCCGAUCGCCACCCGACCCCAUCGCGUGUCACCACGUCGACCACCACCGCGUCGGGACUAGCACCGUCAACCACACAUGGAUCGCUGGUUUGCAAGCAUUUCCUCAAGGGACUCUGUAAGAAGGGUCUCAAGUGCGAGUACCUUCAUGAAUACAACCUCCGCCGCAUGCCGGAAUGCCAGUCCUUCUCGCGGUCCGGCUACUGUCCCAAUGGCGAUGACUGCCUGUAUCAGCACGUGCGGGAGCAGGCGCGUCUGCCCCCCUGUGAACACUACGACCGGGGAUUCUGCGAGCUGGGACCUCUGUGUGCCAAGCGGCAUGUUCGUCGGCGCUUGUGUCAAUACUACUUGGCCGGGUUUUGUCCGGAUGGCAAGGCCUGCGUGGAUGCUCAUCCCCGGUGGUCGGAGAACCUCCCCCGUCCGCAAAUCCGGGUCGAGAAGACCGAGGAAGAGCUGGAACGGGAACGGGCCUUGAUCCGGGAAGAGCAGGAGAAGGAGAAGGAGCGUGAGAGGGAGUGGAGGAGUGAGCGUGGUCGCGGUGGGGGCUUCAUGCGGGGUCGGUACCGGGGGCGUGGACGCGGAUAG